This is a messenger RNA of Drosophila eugracilis, 1828 nucleotides long. RefSeq names its product transcription factor Adf-1. Gene Ontology annotation, biological process: regulation of transcription by RNA polymerase II. The record is from RefSeq and is a predicted model, not a curated record. The transcript has 2 exons. Lineage: Eukaryota; Metazoa; Arthropoda; Insecta; Diptera; Drosophilidae. Gene Ontology annotation, cellular component: nucleus; transcription regulator complex. Bases 204 to 1583 code for a protein of 459 amino acids.
AACGAAAAUAUAAAAAAAAUCUUAAACGAAAUUAUUAAAUUAUUAAAAAUAUUCAAUCACAUAUUUCUUUUAAAUGGUAAUUGAAAUGUUUGAGUUAGCGCCAAAUCCGCUUAUCUGGCAACGUUAUUCCAUCGACUAUCGACAUUUCUCGCUAGGCUACCGGACCACCAAAAAAAUAUAAUAAAAACAAAUAGCGAAAAUCAAUGGACGACGUCGAGCUGAUAAAGUUAAUAGAGAAUCAUCCGAUCCUGUACGACAAGGACAGCGCAAGGAGCGUGAAGAAUGCGGCUCAGAAGGACGCUGCCUGGAAGGCUAUAUCCCUGAAGUUGGGUGCCUCCGAAAGAGCCUGCAUUACGCGCUGGAAAAGCAUUCGCGAUCGUUUUGGCAAGGAGUUUCGCCGCUUCCAGGAACGACCCGAUGAGCCAACCUAUUGGGACAUGUUUCCGCGACUUCUCUUUCUCAAGGACCACUACAAACAAGGACUUGCUAAGAACGAGAGCCUGGACGGGAUACGCUUUGAACCAAGGGAGCGAAAGAAGCGUCAAAAAGUGGACGUGGAGCAGGAGAAACGAAGGAAGGACGAGGAGGAGGAGGACUGUCAGGAUGACCUGCUUAAUGAACAGCUUAUUGAGCUGGUCAAGAUGCAUCCAGUGUUAUACGACCGUCACAAAAUCAGGGUGUCCAAGAAUUUGACUGCGAAAAACGAAGCCUGGCGAGAGAUAUCCGAGAAUUUAAAUGUGUCUGAGGAACUGUGCUACAACCGCUGGAAAAAGAUGCGCGAUCGCUUUGCCCGGGAAUAUCGUAAUCAGCAGAUCAACCAAUCCACGCCCAUCACAUGGAGAUACUUCAAUGAGCUUCUCUUUCUAGGCCGCCACUUUCGCAAAGGAGUUCCGCUGAUUUUGGAGAACAUCAAGCGGCGUGGGCGGCCGCCUAAGACGGGCAACCCAUCGGUUAAUCCCACAAAGCAGCAGGAAGGUAUGGUGAUAUCCAAUGGCGAACAAAUAUGGGGCGCUGACUACCCCUACAGCACGGAUAACGACGAGCUGGAGGACGAACUAGAAUUGGCCUACAAUGAGGAGAUUGAAAUCUUAUCCGAGGACGAGCAGGCUACGCCCUAUGACUUUAUCCUUAGCGAAGCCACGCCAUCACAGAAUUUGGAGCCACCACAGCAGCUCCAAGUGACCACCACCACGCCGGCUAUGAGCGAAGAGAUUAUCCAUACCAUCGAGAGGGCAAAUCCUGUUGUAGAGGAGAUGUCUUCACUUGCUGACGACUCUACACCGGCUGCUGCCACUUCUGACAAACUACUGACCACCGUGAUAGCCAACAUGGAGACCGUAUUGCAGCAGUCCCGGGAAUUGCAGGCCCAAAUCCAGCACGAGCAGGAGCAAGAGCGGGAUCAGCGUAACGCCACGCCAUCCAACAGCCUGCUAGCCAAGGCUCAGAUGCUGCUGGACGGCCUGAGUCCAUUGGAAAGGGCGAAUGCCGAGCGGAAGAUCGUGCAGUUCCUUUGUCAGUGCCAAAUCAAAGCGUUGGACGGAGAGGAAAUAGAGGAUGUUGCACCAUGUCAGGUGAUUAAUUAAAAGCAAAGGUGAUUAGAGUUCCUAUCUAGUUAAUUGUAAAUAUUUAUAUAUACAUAGGUUAGCUGCAAGCUCUAUUAAAGUAUUCUAGAUAUGGGUUAUUGUGGUAUUUUGAAAAUUUCAGUCUUAAAUUACUGGAAAUAUAAGUAAGGAUAUAAAUUUGGUGCCUAAGAACGAUUAUAUAAGAUGAGUCCUCAAAAAGAACAACAGAAAUGAGAAUCUCUUAAAUAAAUGAAGGUUAAUAAUCA